AUGCUCCAACCAGCAAGCCUCAAACGACAACGUCCCAGUCCAUCACCACCACAUCACAACAGCAACAACAACAACAACUCACUCCAUCAACACUACCAUCAUCAAGAAAACCCAUCAGACCAGAACCAAGAACGAGCUCUAAUCAGGAACCUACGAGCACUGGAGGCAGAACUAUGUGAUCUCAACCGACUAGCUCUACAGUCCGAGAGUCGCUGUGAUCAACUCCAAGGCGGAAGACUAAUCAGAUUGAACUCCAAUAUAAUUAGCAAUCAACAGGAUAACUCCGUUUGGGUCGACAGAUACGAUGCUAGACUAUUACUCAGCCCACCUCCAACGAGCACGACGGAUUCGAAUCUUGAGCCCCAGAUCACCAGUCCGCCGCCCGCCAGUCCGACCGGCUACUCUGAUCUACCGUCCGAUCAUGAGGAGAUGUUCUACUUCGAACCAGAGGAGAGACAGGAGAUAGCCCAAAAGAAACUACGCCGUAGAAGGGAUGAUGAACGCUCCGUUCGGAUCAAGCUACGCGAAGAGGAGGACAGGCUACGUGAGGAAGAGCUACGACUCUCCAAAAUCCCACCAGCGGAACAGAUCACGUUAAUGAAACGGACGUUGGACGCCUUGAAAGGAUCCCCAUCGCCCUCCUUACUCGAGAUCCGAAUCCUCACCAACCACGGUAAUGACCCCCGCUUCUCGUCUUUCUUGCGUCGAGAUGGGAAGUGGAGAGCCUAUUGGGAAGCCAUGAAGGCCGGCCCAGACCCGUCGGAUUCCGCUGCCCCAACUACCUCCUCCUCAUCCUCCACCCAACCAUCCGAUCCACAGGGCUCGUCUACACCUCAUCCUACUAGUAAUCCUGCUCUGGCAGCCGGUGGAUUGGUUGAUUAUGACGACUCGAGCGAUGAAAAUGAAAACGAUGAUCUUGUCUUGUCAAAGCCUCUGAACCCAGAAGAAACAGAGCCUCCAGCUGACAAUAACCCCUCAUCAUCAACAAUUAGAGCAAGUGAAGCAGAUCUGAAAGACAACCCAAUCGAGCCCAGAGGCGAAACUAAUAAUGAUUCAGAACGGACGCCGGAAUCAGAAGCCCAAGCACCUCUCCAAACCACACGCCCAACGCUGCCGAUCGACAACGACGACGCAGGAGAAGAAGACAUCCUUCUCGAGCAGUUGCAGCCCUCCACACUGCUUGAUCCCAUCCCCACACCCAAAACGGUCGACCCCAUCGAACGUCUCAAUCGGCAACAGAGGGCUAAACUGUGGGCUCAGAAUCGCAAGAAAUCUGCCCCCGUCAGGCUCGAGCCUGCUUUGCCUACUACCUCUUCUUGAACUUUUUUUUUCCUCCUCUUGCCCCUCUUUUCCUCCUCUUGCUCCUCUGUUCGAACUCUGUACCCACUUUGUUUACCUUACACACACACUCAUUCCCAGCUCUUAACUACUGUGACCUGGGUCAGAAUAGCCUGCUCAAAUGCGGCUCAGUCAGAAGACACUUCUCCUCCGGCUUGGCCACCAUCAAAAUAUACAUGCCCCCAUCCACCACUCACAUCUUGCCAAUAUCCUUGCUCACUCUGCACUUCUCGUUCUCUCUUCCUCCACAUCCGUUUCUUUGCCUCGUGUCAAAUUCAACAGAUUCUUUCUUUUUCUUUGCGGGGGAAUGUUUUUUUUUCUUUUUUUUUGGAUUUCUUUCUCUCCCCAUUGAAGAUCUGAAAACUGGUCCAUCUUCUUAAUGUCUCGAAAGUUUGACUGUAUAUCCAUUUCCCCCCUUUUUUCCUUUCUUGUAGGGUUCUGUGCCUUCAUGUGAUAUGAUUUUAACAGUGAACCGCCAUGGAUCUCAUCUGAGACACGCUUUUGUAGCAGAGUCUGUAUCUCAGAUGGGCUGGUUAUGUUCAGUACUCUAGAGAAUGAACAAAGUAGGUGUCAAAUAAACUUCAUGGCAG
Molecule: messenger RNA, 1928 nt
Organism: Puccinia graminis f. sp. tritici CRL 75-36-700-3
Lineage: Eukaryota; Fungi; Basidiomycota; Pucciniomycetes; Pucciniales; Pucciniaceae
Exons: 5
Coding region: 1-1320 (439 amino acids)
Source: RefSeq, a predicted model, not a curated record